UCGCGCCACGGCCUGGCCAGGCCAGAGGCCCUUUACUACCAGGGACCCUUACUGCCUCUGUACCCCACCCCAACCAUGGCCUCCCCCUUUCCUCUGCUGGGCCUGCCUCCGCCCCUGUACCCCAUGAUGUGCUCCAUGGAACACCCUCUGUCAGCCGACAUCGCCGUGGCCACCCGCGCAGAUGAGGACGGAGACACGCCGCUCCACAUUGCCGUGGUGCAGGGCAAUCUGCCAGCUGUGCAUCGACUAGUCAGCCUCUUCCAGCAUGGGGGCCGGGAGCUGGACAUCUACAACAACCUCAGGCAGACGCCGCUACACCUGGCUGUGAUCACCACUUUGCCAUCUGUGGUCCGGCUACUGGUGAUGUCCGGUGCCAGCCCCAUGGCCCUGGACCGCCAUGGCCAGACAGCAGCCCACUUGGCGUGUGAGCACCGCAGCCCGACCUGCCUGCGGGCCCUGCUGGACAGCGCGGCCCCGGGCACAGUGGACCUGGAGGCCCGCAAUUAUGACGGGCUCACUGCCCUGCAUGUGGCCGUGAACACCGAGUGCCACGAAGCGGUGCUGCUCUUGCUGGAGCGUGGCGCGGACAUCGACGCGGUGGACAUUAAGAGCGGCCGCUCCCCACUCAUCCACGCCGUGGAAAACAACAGCCUGAGCAUGGUGCAGCUGCUGCUGCAGAACGACACACCGCUCAUGGUGGCGCGCAGCCGCCGGGUCAUCGACAUCCUGAGGGGGAAGGCCACGCGGCCUGCGCCUGCGUCACAGCCAGAGCCCUCCCCUGACCGGAGUGCCACCACCUCCCCCGAGAGCAGCAGCCGCCUCAGCUCCAAUGGUCUUCUCUCUGCAUCACCAUCCUCCUCGCCUUCCCAGUCUCCUCCCAAGGAUCCCCUUGGAUUUCCCAUGGCUCCCCACAAUUUCUUCCUCUCUCCCUCAUCUCCACCUGCCUUCCUGCCCUUUGUCGGGGUCCUCCAAGCCCCUGGCCGGCCGGUGCCUCCCCCGCCAGCUCCAGGAGGCAGCUGAGAGGGAUGGGGGGGCAGAUCUUGGACUCAUGAGGAGGGACCUCCCUUCCCUUGUGGAGUCAGCCCUCCUGGAAACUGUGAAGAUCUCACUCUGCCCCCCCCCCCAAUCUUCGAACCAGGAUUUGCACAUGCAUUUGCCCCCUCUUUUGAGCACAGAUAUCCCCCCACCUCGUCUUCCAUCUUCCGCCCAGGACUCUUUCCCCUGUUCUCCUCAAGCACCCAUCUCCUGUCUGGAAUCCCACUCAAUCAUGUAUUUCCUUCUCCUCCCUCAGAGCUGGUGGAACCAGGGAACAGCUGCUGCCUCUGCCCUCCGCCCAUGAGGAGGGAGAGACGGACUGCAGCCGGGCACUUAUAACGAUGUAAAUUAUUAGGCAUUUUUGGUUGGAUUUCUUUUGUAAUAAACUAUUUUUGUAACAUA
Molecule: messenger RNA, 1437 nt
Organism: Myotis brandtii (Brandt's bat)
Lineage: Eukaryota; Metazoa; Chordata; Mammalia; Chiroptera; Vespertilionidae
Gene: BCL3
Product: B-cell CLL/lymphoma 3
Exons: 9
Molecular function (GO): protein binding
Source: RefSeq, a predicted model, not a curated record